Molecule: messenger RNA, 3318 nt
Organism: Melanotaenia boesemani (Boeseman's rainbowfish)
Lineage: Eukaryota; Metazoa; Chordata; Actinopteri; Atheriniformes; Melanotaeniidae
Product: U2 snRNP-associated SURP domain containing
Exons: 26
Coding region: 29-2944 (971 amino acids)
Biological process (GO): RNA processing
Cellular component (GO): nucleus
Molecular function (GO): RNA binding
Source: RefSeq, a predicted model, not a curated record
GAUCGAUUUUAUUUUAGUUUCUCAAAAGAUGGCGGAUCGAACGCCUGGCUCUCAAAAAGCUAGCGCUAAGGCGCUGCUUGAGAGCAAACUGAAAUCCUUCAGCAUCGGUAAAAUGGCAGUGGCAAAAAGGACCUUAAGCAAGAAGGAACAAGAUGAAAUAAAGAAAAAGGAAGAUGAGCGGGCUGCAGCAGAGAUUUAUGAGGAGUUUCUUGCUGCGUUUGAAGGCGGAGGAGAGGGCAAAGUCAAGGCUUUUGUCCGUGGAGGUAUUGCAAAUGCAACAAAAGAAGAAGCAGCUGCUGAUGAGAAAAAAGGAAAGUUAUAUAAACCUAAGUCACGUUUUGAGAACCAGACUAAAAGCAUCCUGCCUUUGGAGACCCCGCCUCAGUUUUUAGCAUUAGACAAAAGAAAUACUUUGAAGAAAGGUAAUGAAAAGGAAAAGAAGAAGAGUAACCUGGAGCUCUUUAAAGAAGAACUUAAACAGAUCCAGGAAGAAAGGGAUGAAAGACACAAGAUGAAAGGACGUGUUAGCCGUUUCGAACCUCUCCCUGGCAUGGAGGGAAGGCGCUCAUCGGAUGGUUCUUCAAGAAGAAACCGUCCGUCCAGUGUUUUGGACGAUUCUGCUCCAGGUUCCCAUGAUGUUGGCGACCCAUCCACAACUAACUUGUAUCUUGGAAACAUCAAUCCACAGAUGAAUGAAGAGAUGCUGUGUCAAGAGUUUGGCCGCUACGGCCCACUAGCUAGUGUUAAAAUCAUGUGGCCAAGGACAGAUGAGGAGAGAGCUCGGGAGCGGAACUGUGGCUUUGUGGCUUUCAUGAACCGGAGGGAUGCUGAACGAGCACUCAAGAACCUAAAUGGAAAGAUGAUCAUGAACUUUGAGAUGAAAUUAGGAUGGGGCAAAGGUGUACCUAUUCCACCCCAUCCCAUCUACAUCCCUCCUUCCAUGAUGGAGCAUACACUGCCACCGCCUCCCUCUGGCCUACCCUUCAACGCACAGCCGCGGGAGAGGCUAAAGAACCCAAAUGCUCCCCUGCUUCCUCCACCCAAAAACAAGGAGGAGUUUGAGAAGACUCUGUCGCAAGCCAUAGUCAAAGUGGUUAUCCCAACAGAAAGGAAUUUGCUCUCUCUCAUCCACCGCAUGAUCGAGUUUGUGGUGCGUGAAGGCCCAAUGUUUGAAGCCAUGAUCAUGAACCGAGAAAUCAACAACCCCAUGUACAGAUUUUUAUUUGAGAACCAGAGUCCUGCGCAUGUAUAUUACCGGUGGAAACUCUACACUAUACUACAGGGUGAAUCACCAGCUAAAUGGCGAACAGAGGACUUCAGAAUGUUUAAAAAUGGCUCUUUGUGGCGCCCGCCUCCUCUUAAUCCAUACCUCCAUGGUCCGUAUGAUGAUGGUGAAGAAGAGGAGGAAGAAGAGGAGGGCAACAAAAAAGGCUGCUUGAAAGAAGAGGAGCGAGACAAACUGGAGGAGAUGCUUCGUGGUUUGACUCCCAGGAGGGGGGAUAUCGCAGAGGCCAUGCUGUUUUGCCUGAGCCACGCUGAAGCUGCUGAAGAGAUUGUAGAGUGUGUCACAGAGUCUCUCUCUAUCCUGAAGACCCCUCUACCAAAGAAGAUUGCACGGUUAUAUCUGGUUUCUGAUGUGCUGUACAACUCUUCAGCCAAAGUUGCAAACGCAUCUUACUACAGAAAAUAUUUUGAGACAAAGCUCUGCCAGAUUUUCUCAGACCUCAAUGCCACAUACAAGACAAUACAAGGUCACCUUCAGAGUGAGAACUUUAAGCAACGAGUGAUGUCUUGUUUCCGGGCGUGGGAGGACUGGGCAGUGUACCCAGACCCCUUCCUCAUAAAGCUUCAGAACAUCUUCCUGGGUCUUGUUAAUCUCUCUGUAGAGAAGGAGCCUGUGGUCCCCGUUGUGGAGCCUGAGUCAACAGAGGACAUUGAUGGGGCUCCAAUAAAUGAGUAUGUAGAUGGCACCCCGUUGGAGGAUGUUGAUGGGGUGCCUAUUGACGCUGGGACCAUCGAUGGAGCACAAAUUGAUGGAGCCCCUCUGGAUGAUCUAGAUGGAGUUCCUAUCAGACCCAUGGAAGAAGACAUAGAUGGAAUACCUUUUGAUCAGGCCAAAGAGGCAACAUUCAAGGUAGCACCUUCAAAAUGGGAAGCAGUGGAUGAAACUGAGUUGGAGGCUCAAGCUGUGACAACCUCAAAAUGGGAGAUAUUUGAGCAGCCAGAAGAAACUAAAAAGGUUGAGGAAGACAGCGAUAAUGAUGAUAGGAGCCCUCGCUCAGAGGAUAAUCAGAGUUUCUCCAACCCCACUCGAGAUGAUCCUGAUGUUAAAGCCAAGCUUUCUGAAAUGAAUGAGGAAAAACGCACCAAACUCAGAGAGAUUGAGGUUAAAGUCAUGAAGUUUCAGGAUGAGCUAGAAUCUGGAAAAAGACCCAAAAAGCCUGGCCAGAGUAUUCAGGAACAGGUGGAGCACUACAGGGACAAACUAUUACAAAAGGAAAAAGAAAAGGAAAAACUUGAACGGGAGAAGGAGAGGGAGAAGAAAGAGAAAGAAAAGGCUGAGGUGCGGUUAAAAGAGCUGAAGAAGGAAAAGGAGAAAGAUGAUACACCAACCAGGAAAGAAAGUAGGAAGCGGCAUCACAGUGGGUCUCCCAGCCCAACAAGGAGUGGCAGCAGACGAGGCCGGUCAUCCUCACCUCGCUCAGAAAGAUCAGAACGCUCUGAUCGAUCUUACUCUAAAGACACAUCUUCCCGGUCGUCCCAUAAAGACUCUCCUCGAUCCAGCAACAAGAAGUCAUCCAGGAGAUCUCCCUCAUCACCUCGCACACCAAAACGAUCUAGGAGGUCACGCUCUAGAACACCCAAGAAAUCCGCGAAGAAGUCCCGCUCCAGAUCAAGGUCUCCACACCGAUCUCACAAAAAGUCAAAGAAGAGCAAACACUGACAUCUUUUCCAACAACCUCCAAACCAGCCCCUACCACUCUUCCCUUCUCUGCACCAUUAUGUAUAAUAGGUCGACUGACUUGGCAGCUGAAGAUCUAUGCCCAAAUGCUAAUUUAAGGACAGUGAAGAGUGAAGUGUGUUGCAUGGGUUUCCAUCUGGUGUAUCAAAUAGAUGGAGCAACUGCUGUUUUAUAUUGUAAAAAAAAACAAAAAGUGCUUGUGUGUCCUAUUUCCCCAUCUCCUCAAAGUGGAAUUCAUCUAUGUGAUAGACCACACCUGUAAAGAGUGUGACAAGUCUUACAUUCAUGCUGUCAUUUUCUGUUUUUGUAGUUCACAUUAAAAAGAAUUCCUAAUAAAAACAAGUUUUUUUUAUUUA